AUGUCCGAACAUCCUGCAGACCUUCUUGCUUUUGGCCCCAGUUCUUUACAGAUUGGGAGAGAACUCAAAAUCUCGGAGGCUUCCUCAAUCUUCGAGGUAGAGCUCCACGAGCAUCGCUAUGCAAUGAAAGUGUUCCACGACAACAGUGACCCAGGGCUUACAGAAAAGGGCCGUAACUUGAACCGUUUUCGCUGCGAGUUGAACGCUUACAGAAAUCUCCAGUUGUUCCAACCCCAUCUGAGUCAUUUUAUGAAUGACAGCCAUGGUCCAACGGCCAUUUUGCCCGAACAUCUACAUGAUCCUGAAGAGCUUAACUCCGCGAUUGUUGGACUGAGGGGAAUCCACGGCGCUUUAAUUCACCACCGCGAUGUCUACCCAAAGAACAUUCUGAUUAUCCGUGGACCCCCGGAGAGAGUCGUUUGGAAAGAUUUCGAUGUUGCAGUGACUUUCGAUUCAAUGGAGUCAAUGGAGCAUCAGGACGAGGAAUACUGCAGCUUCGAAAUCGAGCUUAAGGAGGACCAACGCCAGGGUUUUCUCCCAAAUACGAAAUAUUAUUAA
Aspergillus caelatus is the source of this 558-nucleotide messenger RNA. RefSeq lists its product as uncharacterized. The transcript is spliced from 5 exons. Lineage: Eukaryota; Fungi; Ascomycota; Eurotiomycetes; Eurotiales; Aspergillaceae. The record is from RefSeq and is a predicted model, not a curated record. Bases 1 to 558 code for a protein of 185 amino acids.